GGUAUAAUUUUAGUGCGUAUGAAAAUACGCAGCUGGUAGUCACGUGAGCUGGGGUUUUUGUUUCUUCAAAUUCUCUAGGCUAGGUUGCGGCAAAGUAUUCCUUAUGACUAAUUUUUUCGUCAAAAUGGGUUGCUGUUGUGGUAAAAAUGAGGAUGAAGAUCGUCCUUAUGAAGAAGCUGAUGAAAGAACAAGACUGCUGGCUGACCCUGUCAGAAGAACAUCUAAUCCUGUCACAUCCGAGGCUUCCAGCAGCUUGUACAAAGCUGGCUCUCCGCUCCAAAAAAGCGAUGAGCAUCAGGCUCUGUCUGCAAUUCUGGAUGAAACUGUCAGAAAUAUCAUUGAUGUCUCUCAAAUGGACAACACAGUCUCUGACCAGCAUGACCAUCUUGACCGUACUAAAAAGUACACUGAGCGGAUUCAAAAUUCAAUGCAAGCUGUGCCCACUCAACUCCCGUGCCUUGCUUUGAAAGACAUUGCUAACGUGGAAAAAGCUUUGGCUGCUCCUUCACACUUUGUCUCAGACUAUUCUAUGAUGUUGCAGGCCUGCAAUGCGUGUUCCUCUGCCGUAAAAAACAUCUCAGUGCAUCCGAGAGAUGACCUCCUAGUAACGUUUGCUGUCCGGGCAUGAUGAUUCCUGGAAAAAACUUCAACUUGAAAAAAAAUAUUAUAGGUGAUUGCAUUCUUUUUGAUAGGUACUAUUUAACUUUUAUUUCUGCAAUAACUCAUGCAAACGAAGAUUCUAUUUAUCUUGAAUAAUAAGCAUGCCACUACUUAUUGUGAGCUAAAAUUUAAACGUUGAGUAAAGCUGUAAAUCCUGCUGAGGCAGAAGCACCCAAAUUGUCUGAGGUACUUUUGUAUGAUAUGAAUAAAGUCAAUCCUAUCUUUAGUGGCCUAUAAGGCAGGGAAAAAUAAUUUCUGUGGUUGUUUUGUACCUUGUUACUCAUUUCAGGUAUAGUGUUUACAUUGUGUCAUGAUCAAUUGCAAGAAUUGUUGUAUUCAAAUGUUUAAAUUUUCAAUUUUCCUGCAUGAUGUGUCCAAACCAUUUAAGCUUUAAUGUGAUAAAUAGAAAGAAGUUUUGUGUCAAACAAUUAGUACUUAAGGACAAAAAACCCCUCCUAGUUUGCGCUUCCUUUAAAUGAUGGUGAUUGUUUAGUGAACCUACCAUUGCUGCUCGCGUCUCUUCAUCUUUGUUCAUUGGUUGGCUUCAUGGCAGGUGCUUUGUAACUUUCCAGAAUCUCUGCUUUUAGCCGCAGGUGUACGAGUUGAAUUAGUGAAAAGAUUGAAUAUUUUAUUGCUACCACUAAAAUUUGUAAAACUAUUGUCAAAAUUUACAGUUAACUACAUUGUUUACUACCUAUACUGUUUGUAGCAGGUAAAUUUUACCAUCCUAGCAGCCUUCGAAAUUCUUCAUAAAGUUUAAAUUUUCUCAUACAUUAUCCAGUUAUUAAAUUUUUGUAUGCUUCUCUCAUCAUUGUUAUGUGCUUCGUAUUGAAUUUAUAUUUUCUGUGUCUGUCUAACGUUUUUUUAAUGGCCGUUUUCACGUCGCUGUACAUAAAGUUCUAGUGUUGAGGAUCGACGAUGUGUGCGUGGCAGUGUUAUUGGAUCAUAAUAAAUGUUUUGCAGUUUUUACUGAUCACUGUUCAGUUGUAAUAGACCGAAUUCUUGUGAAAGUUGUGAGACAACGCUAGAAAACUGAGUACUCUUCAUCUGAAGAUUGAAAAUAUUUUCAUUCGAUUAUUUUAAGUUCCAUUAAACUGAAGACAAUAAUUUGCGAUAAGAAUGUAUUUUGAAUAAUUUUCAAUCGCAAUGUAAUGAGACGUGUGCCAUGAAGUUGACUGUAUUGUUCAGUUUAUUUUCUAAUAGAAGACUGAUUAUUGUUUGUUAGUCUAUAUAUUCAAAUUAGUGAGUCAUUUUUUUAUAUCUGGCUGGAAUCUCUGAUGCUUACUCCUGUGCAGUUGGGUAUUUUUUAAAUUCGGCUGCAGAACAAGACAUGAUUCUGCCGCUUCAAAGCGCUUUUCUCUAGCUGGGUUGAAGCGCCUUAAAAUAUUCCGAUUUCGAUCUAGAGAUGUUAGAUAGAAUUAUGUGCAAAGAAAGAAACUAACGAUUGAAAUUACUAUUUUCAUUUGAUGGGUUUGUAAGCUUCUAAUCUACGCAGAGCUUUUUUGUAAUUUUUAUUUCAAGAUAUAUUGGCGCUAUCGUCAAUAAUUCGUGUAAGUUUGCAAUUCUGCAUCCAUCCAUUAUUCUCAUUAGAACCUAAAAUCCUAUACUUCAUACGUGAUCGUCGAUACUGACUCCUUCGUCUCAUCUUUUUUUUUUUUUUUGACGAGAUUGAAAUACUGCAGGUUCAAUGUAACUCCAUUCACUUUUAUCAUUUUAAAAGCGAAGGCGAUAGGUAUUGAUUUUAUGUUGGCCAUUUACAUCGGUCGUUGUGGUUCCAUAUCUUGUGCUACAUCCUAUGAGAUGGUAAUGGCUGUGUAAGUUUUAAGUAGGCUGACGAUGUGAGAACUAAGUUGACAAACAAAUAAACUUGUGAAUUGUCAA
Molecule: messenger RNA, 2541 nt
Organism: Hyalella azteca
Lineage: Eukaryota; Metazoa; Arthropoda; Malacostraca; Amphipoda; Hyalellidae
Gene: Lamtor1
Product: ragulator complex protein LAMTOR1
Exons: 6
Coding region: 104-628 (174 amino acids)
Biological process (GO): regulation of receptor recycling; lysosome organization; positive regulation of TOR signaling
Cellular component (GO): Ragulator complex; late endosome membrane; membrane raft
Molecular function (GO): guanyl-nucleotide exchange factor activity; molecular adaptor activity
Source: RefSeq, a predicted model, not a curated record